Messenger RNA from Nasonia vitripennis (jewel wasp), 10012 nucleotides. RefSeq lists its product as uncharacterized. Lineage: Eukaryota; Metazoa; Arthropoda; Insecta; Hymenoptera; Pteromalidae. Bases 429 to 8795 code for a protein of 2788 amino acids. Gene Ontology annotation, biological process: regulation of transcription by RNA polymerase II. The transcript is spliced from 11 exons. The record is from RefSeq and is a predicted model, not a curated record. Gene Ontology annotation, cellular component: nucleus. Gene Ontology annotation, molecular function: RNA polymerase II transcription regulatory region sequence-specific DNA binding; DNA-binding transcription factor activity, RNA polymerase II-specific.
UUCUGGGUACUUAUCCAUAGUUUUUUUCACGAGUUGGCCGGCGCUGCAGCGCCAAAAUAAGCGUCUUCAUUGGCAGGCCUGCGCUGUUGCAUCAACAUGGCGACGGUCAGUCUGUGUUGCGAUUGUAAUUCGUAUUGCCUACUUCCACUAUAUGUAAUACUUACUGCAGUCAUGCGUUCGAUAAAGCCGCGCUCGUACCGUCGUGGUUUAUCCGGACAGUGUCAAUCGUCGUCUUGCUGUUCGUCGCGCAUUUUCGAAAGUAAAAAAGUGUUAUAAACCUAUACCGUCGCUGAGUCUCUUCCGCAACUCAUCGCAGCAGAAUGCAACGGUCUGUGGAGGAGGCCACAAAGAAGUUUAUAUGCCUUAGUUUUAAGUAGUCUUGUUACAGUAAUUUUUUAUACAAACUGGGUAAUUUAUUAAGUGUUGAUAUGGAAAGCUCACAUACUAUGGAAAAGUCAAAAGAAAGCAACGUAAAUGGCAAAGAUGAACACCUUUCUGCACUUGGGACAAAUGUACAGAAACCCUUGGAAAAAAAAAAAUUUUGUAAUACAGUAUUUGCUACAAAAAUGAGAAAUCGAAGAAAAGAGGAAAAAUUGAAGGAGAUCAAUACGACAGAAGUUUUAGACAGCUGUAAAGGAAAGUCCAUUGAUGUGAAGCAUAUUGAUCCAAAAGCUGUGCCUAAAUUAAUUGCUGCUGCUACUACAGCUACCACAGCUACUGAAAUGACUGGAGCAAUACAGAAACACCGCAAGAGAAAAAGGUGGAAUCGUUGGAAAUUAGGAAUGGAUACAAAAAAAAAGAAAUCUACUCUUAAGAAUCCAAAGGUGAAUAAAGUGAAUAAUGCACGUGUAAGUGACAGAAGUACAAGUGAGAGCAAUCCAGUUAAAACUGACUCUUCAACUAUAAAAGAGGAAGUGGAAGGAAAUAAGUUAGAGACUUCAACCGUUAAUGGCGAUAUGCAUAGAAGAAAGAGUCUCAGACAUCUUGCACCUAAUGUUAUUCCUAAUCAAAAACAUGUCUCUGAAAUUAAGCCAGAUAAGGAAACUAUUCCUACAACAGAAAUUUUCAGCUGCAGAAGAAUCGAACCUUUUAUUGGUAAACUAAAAACUAGAGAAUCUAGGAUUUUAAAUAUAGAAAAACUUUUAAAUGGACCUAAUUUAAAAAAUAAUAACGAACCUAUUGCAAAUGGUAACAGAAAUUUGCCAGAUAAAAAGGAAGAAAAGAGGACUGCAUUUGUUCCUGAGAUAAACUCUACUGUAAAACAAAGCAAAAGUGAUGAAAACAAAGAGUCAGAUAAUUGCAUGGAUGCAAAAAGUUUUACGAAUAAAGAAUCUAGUAUAAAAGAAAGUAAAAGUUACAAUAACAAAGAGUCAGAUGAUUGCAAAGAUGCAAAAAGUUCUACAAAAAGGCAAAAGAGUGAAAAUAAACAUAAGAAUAAACUCAAGAAUAGGAGUACAAUAGGUAUUGCAGAUACAGAAAAAAAACUGGUUGAUCCAGAAUCAAAGAACACACCCAAUAAAGUGAAUGAAACCAAAGAAAAUGAAGAUGAAGAAAUUAGUUGUCGACGUACAAUACCAUUUGAAGGUAAAAUCAUUGAUAAACCUGCGUCUGGUAUAACUGAAAUAUCCAAGAAUAUAGCUUGUCCUAAUGAUGUCAAUAUCGAGUUAGAUGCUGUAAAGGAGAAUGUAAACACAGAACAUAGCUGCUCAUCAAUGGAUUCAAAUUCAAAACAAAAUUCUUCAGAUGUUAUUCAUAAGAAAUCCAAAGCUUCCAACAAUAUGAAAGCAAAGUCAGAUUCUAAUUUAACAAGUGGUGAUGUAAAGUUAAAAUCUUCCAAAGAUAUCAAUAUGAGUAAUGAAAAAUCAAAAAAUGAAUCUUAUCAAGUUCAAAAUGAUUCUGAAACGGACAGCUCCAUAAAAGAUGCAAAUGCUUUACUGCAUGUUUUGAAUAAAACAAACACAAUCUUUGAUAAAACUGCAAAAGAUCAAAGCAUAGAAGUUAAUGAAGAGGAUUCAUUUGUUCAAGUGAAAGAUUUAUCAAAUUCUUCCAGUGAAACAAAUACCAAAAUUAAUGUUUUAAAUAAUGCGAGUAUGGAAUUGGACAAAUUACCUGAGUCUGUAGAAUCGCAACGCUCGGAUAGUGAACAUGGGAAUUGGAGUUGUAGCAGAACAGAACCUUAUAAAUAUUAUUUUCACUGUAGUAGGACCUUGCCUUAUGUGCGUCCAGUGAAUAAAGCAAAAACUGCUGUUACAUCAGGAGCUAGUUCAGAUCAAGUAAAUCAUAAUAAUCAACAACCUGAAUCUAUCUCAAAUCAUAAACUUACGUUAAAUGAAACAGAGAAAAGCAAUAGUGAAACAAACAUUCCAAGAAAUUCAGAGAGUGAAUCUGUUGAUUGCAUGGUUGAUACCAAUUUAGGUAGUAAUUCUGAAACAGUACAAAAUGGAGAAUGGAAAUUCAGAAGAAAACGCCAAAAAACAUUUAUAGAACAGGAGAAUAAGAUUGAAGAAGAAACACAUCCAUUAAAAAAAUCAAAAAUCAAAUCAUCUCCAUCAGUCAAAGCAUCUGUGGAUCGAAAGUUAACUGCCACUCCUGUGUCUCCAAGCAGGACUAUUUGUUCUUUGUUAUCACUGAAUUGCACCAAACAUGACCAUCAUCAUCAUACAGAUAAUGGUAUGAGUGUGAAAGACCUCGCAGAGAAACAAAAAGCUUGCGUUGCAUUACUUAGACUAGAACAUAUAAAUGAUCCAUUGGUUGUUGACUAUCUCAAGAAGACUGACUUAUUGAGCAGAAUUGAUAGUAGUUUGAUGAUGCCUGAAAAAGAUAUCAAUGAGAAACCAAGCACAAGCUUAAAUGACGCUAAACUAAUAGUUUCUAAUGAGAAGGUUGAAGAAGUAGCCAGAGAUGUAUCAGCUAGUUUGAGCUUACCUACUCCCAGUAUGCUUGUUGCGAAUGCUACUACUACUAUCACUUCAAACACAAUUAAAGCUUCAGGCAGUGCGAAUCAACCAACUGAAGUUAACAGUAGUAUUGAUGAAAAAGUAUUGAGACCCAAGAGUAGAGCAAGAGUGAGGCCCCUGAGUCGAGUUUCUACAGAAUCACCCAGUAUCACACGUAACAAGCGGAACAAGCAUCCUGUUAAUUAUUUAGAGGCCUUCAGUGAAUCAGAUGAGGAUAUCAAAUCAAAUUUUUCAAUUUCGUUAAGGACGCGAUCACAGAGUCGAGGACCUACGCUGCGUGAACGAAAUAAACACAAAGUCGGUCAAGAGAUGGAUGAUAAUGACAUGGAAGUGGAAGAGUUCUCACAUAUAGGUCGGAACACUAAGGCCCAGAGUAGGAUGGCACACGAAUCUAAUCAUAAUAUUUUAAAUAAAGAAGAAAUUAACGAUUCGAUUAAUAUAAGAACAAGGUCAUUAAGUCGAGCAGCUAAAGCUAUUGAGUCACCCAACAAAAAAGUUCAGUCUUUGGUUACCUUAGAUUCCGAUAAAAACGAACAAUUAACCGUCCACCAUAGUGAACUAAGUGCAAAACUUUCCUCAAUUCAUAAUAAACUCAAUCAAGAGAAUCUAGCUCUACUUAAUUUACAGCAGGAGGAUGCAGAGCUUGACAAGGAAAUCGAAGAGCACUCUCGUAACUACAAACAAUUGAGGACACAGAGCCCAGACCUAGACGCUGAAUUACUAAACUCUCCCAGUUCUGCAAACCUCGACCAGUUAGUUGGAUCUAGCAAAUCCGACGUCACUGAGGUUGAGGAACAGUGUCGCGUCAGUGACCUACGAACACCUUCAAUCGUACAAUCAGGUGAUAAACAGCUCGCCACGCCUAAAAGCACGAAUGGUAUCCCAGUAUCCGGCCGAAUAUCCAGGGCUUCCAAACGGGGCGAGUCUGCUUCGCGUACUCUGAGAGACAUUUCAACAACUCCAUCUCGAGGCAGAAGGGAAAGUUCAUGCAGUGGUAGCAGAUCGAGUACGCCAAGGAAAACAAGGCGCUUAUCAAGCAAUUUACCAACAAAGAUCUCAAGGUCUCGUUUGAAUUCUGAAGCUGCUUCACUCGACGUAAAGCCGGCAAUUGAAAUUGCGCCAUCUCAAGAUCUCAAAGUUCAGCUUAUCAAGAUAGAAACGGUGUGUCAAAGUUUUAAGGAUUAUUCUGCUAGUGAAAUAGAGGUGUUGACGCGUAAAUACAUCGAUCUUUUAAUGAAUUCGAAUUUCACAUGUGAUACCUGGCGAGAACCUAUCAAUUAUCAUCGUCCUGUAGAUACCACUCUAAAGCAUCAACAGCAGGUUGAGCAGGUUGAUAACUCCGACUGCGUGUCAACUGAUUUUGAGACGCAAUGUGAAGAUAUUGAAGAACCAAUGUCAAUGAAAGAAAUUGAGAAACUCGCUGGUACUUCUAAUGAAGAGUUUACUAUAAUAGAAGAAAGGAUAGUUAUCGAAAAACAACAGGAGACUUCUCCCAAGAUACAAAAACAGAAAACCCCCGAUAAACCAAAAAAAGCAUCUUCCAAGAAAAUUGAUCAACAAAACGUUGCGUCACUAACGCCGUUAGAGUCUGCGAUCGCUACGUUAGCGAACCAAGUCGAGCCUCUCGAAAAGAUGGACUUGGGAGUCCUGAACACCUCCGUACCAGAUAAAGAGACGCGUAAUGAGCAGAUUAUUGCAUCACCCAACGUAAGUGAAGCUAGUCGUGUGAAUCAAGAGCAAACAGAGUUGGUGGGAAAGGAUGUAUCCAAAAAUCGGGAUAAAAACACUAUAACAGUUAAUGGUACAACAAUGCAUACUUGUCCUUCAUGCAACAAGAUUUUCGUAAUCGAGGAUUUGCUCAAAGAACAUAUCACACUUAUCCAUGGCGAUAAAUUGUCCGGUACGGAUUCCAAUGUAACCUCUACUACCAAAACUAAAACGAAUGAGAAACGAACGAGCUUAGCUACUAGUGGACCUUCUUCUGCAAAGAAACAGUCAGGAAAAAUCAAGAAAAAGCACAGGUACUCAGAAAGUCUAAAGUGUGCAAUCUGCUCACAAAUGUUUGAAACCAAAGAACUGUUGUUCGAGCAUAUAAUGACGCACAACGAAACAGAGCUUCAAUCGGCUUACGUAUCAGCCAUAGCCAUUAGGAACCACGAUCCAGAUCCAAACAUUAUGGACGAAGUAGCUGCUGAUUUAGAUGCCAGCCAUCAGAAAAAGGACAACAAUAAUAGGAAGAAGAGCACAGAUGGUAGUAUAAAAUGUUCUAUGGCAUCAUUCGAUGGUGAAGAUUCAAAUGAUAAUGAGUCAAGAGCGACUUCAACUAUGGUAACAGCCAAUGCACCUGUCGAGCAGCAGCAACAGGUCAUCGAUUUGGCUGGCAAUGAUAAUAAUUCUGAAAUUGAACCAAUUCUUGAGAACAUCUGCCAGAGACCCAUAAGCAUCUGCCCGUGUCAUGCUCACGAAACCACGAAUCAGGACUUGCAGAUCGAGAUGGUGCUGCUAUGUAAGACCUGCAAUGUGAUAUUUCGUCGACGGGAUUGCUUCGAGGUGCACUAUCGCUCGAGUCCCGAAUGCCGUCUCAAACGUAGUAACAAUGAGAUUACAAAAGUGCCUAAGCUUUUCUGUAGUGGCUGUCCGUGCGUGCUGGAGUCGCUUACGAAAAUGAGAGAGCAUCUUGAGGAACAUGCUAAAAAAAACAAUCAAGGAACGGUCACAUUUAUCUGCAACAUUUGCAAAGUUGCUUUCUUUGGAGUCGGUGGUAUCUUUUACUCCCAUUGGUUCAAUCAUACGAAAGCGCCAAACUUUGUUGCGAGUCGAUACUCUUUCCCGAAACUGUCAGUGGUAACUGUCUUAGAGGAUCCAAAUGUUGCAAUAACAACAACCAAGAGUCAGGAGGGUUUCUUCUAUAUUGCGGAGCACGUAUGUCGACAGUGCAGACUGCCAUUCAGUUCAGAACCUGAGCUGCAAAAACAUAAGGAACAUCCUUGCCAGCCUCCAGCGCCUGCCAUGGCUCGCUCGGAUGGCUCUGAUAGCAAUCGCUUGCAAAUGAUAAAGUUGAUCUGCGAUCUGUGUAAGAAGUAUUACGUGAACAAAGAAAACUUUGACCGUCAUUGCUGUGAGCGUAACCAUUUGAAGACUCCACCUCCGAAAUUUUCACGACUGCCUAUAAACAACAAUGAACAAGCUUUUGUUUGUGGCCUUUGUCGUAGUGUAGCCAAAACUGACGAAGAAAUGAAGGAGCACUGGAAGCGCAUACACAGUCCUAUAAUGGAGCUGUACACUUGUAAGACGUGUAAUAUUGUACCGUCGAACGACGUUACGAACUACACUUACGAGAAAUUUGAGAGACACUGUCGAUUGAUGCACAAGAGUGAGGUUAUCACGUGUCUUGUGUAUUUUGUCACUGCCAGAUACGUUUGUAACGUUUGUAAGUUUGGAUUUGAGUCGGAACGGUCGAUGAAAGAGCACCAAGUUAUACAUCAGAAAAGAUCUACAGCGACUAACAUAGCAGCUGCGCAGACACCAGUGCCUGCAGUGCUACCAAUGAAUCCAUCAGCCCCAAGUUUCUGGGUUACUAAUCAGUCAGGACCAGAUGGUAGUAUGCAAAUGCACUCUAUUUAUGUACAGUAUCCUAAUAUCAAUGGAAACAUUCAUCCACAAGUUCCAAUUUUGCCUAAUGCAGUUCCAGUAAACGUUAUGAAUCCACAACAAAUGCAAAUACAAAAUACUCUUAUACACGCGGGCACGUUAAAUGUCACACCAAGCAUCAUCACUAGUGACAAUGUGGUAACAGGAGAAAAUUCCGCAACUACAAGUGCUUCCAAUACUGCAGGUGAUUCGGUGCUACGCACUAUACUGGUUCAACCGGCUGUCGACCACCGACAGAGCUGUACAAAUGAACCUGGCAGUACUUCACGCAACUCCAUUAUUGAGACAAUACAAAUCGAUUCAAGAUCUAAUAGUCCUAUAUUGGAUAAUGUUGCAUCUACUACUACGGUUACCGUUACUACAAACAGUGGAACUUCUGUGACGGCUGACGAAACAGUUCCUACUUCGCCUACAUCUCGUAAAAAAUCUUACAUGACGAUGGUUAAUCCCAAUUUCGAAUCUAUGCUUGGAACAAAUAACAGUUCACAGAGUAACGUAAUCAAUGAUGCUAGUCCUGCGCCAGAUAAAGGUACUUCGAGUUCAAGUGGUGACGUAACGCCUGUGAGCACAGAAUCAGCUACUCCACAGCCGUUCGAGGUCGUUCUCUUGACGGACGACCUGAGUGAAAAUUCUAAUGGAGAGACUAACCCUGCAAAUGAUCAACCGGCAGAUCAACGGCAAAAGACGAUGGAGUCAACUGAAAAUUCCUCGGUUAAACCAUUCUUGCGCGUGAGAUCUAUAGCAGAGUUACAGAAGAUGAAGAUCCAUUUAUGCUCUGUAUGCGGUCUGAGUUUUGAUACGCCUUCAGCCUUCGAAAUACAUUCGCAACAGCACGAAGCCUCUGAUGAAGUUGGCCGAGCUACUCCUGUGCAAAUGAUUUCACCUAUGAUUUCACAGGCUAAUAAGGAAACAUCCAGCGAACCUCACAAUAUUCUUAUCACACAGAUGAGACAGAAGCUAUCAUCCCUUAGUACUAACGGACCAUCUUCGCCUAAUAAUUCUGACUCGAGAACUAAUAUUAGUCCGACAGUACAUCCUAGCCAGCCUCGGCUGCAGCAACAACAGCAGCAGCAGCAAAAUUAUUGGUUCGCGCCUUGCAAUGGUGCUGGAAUUAAUGUUGCUUCAAGUAUAACUAAUAACUACAGUAUAAAUCAGCAACAGCAGCGAAGUCAACAUCAAAACAUACCAACGCGUUCCAUGAACAGUCCUGUAAAUACAAUAGAUUCUUAUUUAACACCGCGAGGCUUGCCCCCACCGUAUCCGGGAACUACGAAUACAAUGAUUCCUAGUCGGCCUGGUACUAUCCAGUUGCCAGAAAGGAACUUAACGGAUAGCAGCACCCCAGGGACAAAGCGACCAUCUGGAGCUGCGACACGGAUACCUCAGCAGAGUUUACCUAGUUUUCAAGAGCUCGCUGAGCAUCGGCAGUCUAAUACUCGUGCUCCAUAUAAUUGCAAUUCAAACGAUGGUUCAGUGCAAAAUAGUUCACUUAACAAUAGAGCACAAAUGAACGCAUCUGCCAUUCGCAACCCACAUACCGUGCAUCAUAUACUGGCACAAAAAACCUACAGUCGAAGCUCUAACGAAAUGAAUUACUCAACUGCGACUGUCAAUAAUCCUGAGAGCUUUCAAAGCCCUGGUCAGCAGAGGAAAAAUAUUUACAAUUGUCAAUACUUUGGUUGCAAUUUCCGCUCGCAAAGCUUAGCUGCGCUUCGAGCGCACGGGGCAGGUCAUUUGUCUACUAAACAGAGCUCUACUUCACCGGCUAAUCAAGAAAGUCAAUCAAACUUGUCGCCACAACAGCGUCUUCCCUCGUUUCAAAACGUUUCGAAGCACGUUUUAGUGAAUCAAGUACCGGAAAGGACACGUCACGCUGUUCCCAGUAGUCGGCUUGCACCAACUAAUAGUACAGAAAAACGUCUUGUCUGUCGCAUCUGUAAUUUCACGUGUACUACAAGUACCGAACUAAUACAACACGUAACUACUAAUCAUAGUGCACCUGCACCAAAUCAGGUCUGCUGUUAUGUAUGCGAUUACUGUCCAACGCCGCUUAUCUUUGAAUCCGAGGAUCUUUUACGCAAACACAUGAAUUCCAGUCACAAUCAUUUUUGCAAUGUGUGUAACAAGAGAUAUCCGUCGAAAGAGGAUUUGAUGAUGCAUAUGGAUGUGCACGCCAGAACCACUUGAUAUUUGUUAGGCGUGGAGCGGCAAAACGAUAAUGAAAUCGGGGAUGAGCGAGAGGAAGAGGCAGAGGACCCCCUAGCUUCCCAAUAAAGAUACAAAGACAGUAUGCAGCAUUCCUAGGCUAUGAAUGCCAAUAAAGUGUCGAAAUGAGUAGAAUGUAUUGAAGUACUCCGGUUAUGAGAUAAUUUACUUGCGCCAUAAUUUGAUAUUCAAAAUUUGCUGUAACCUUGACUUGAUGUUUUUGAAAAAUUAAUUCAUUGAAUUUAAAAUAUUCGACUUUUUGAAAUUGCUUUUUUGUAGAUUUGAUUUUCAUAAUUAAACAUUGAUCCAGUAAUAUAACCAAACUCUUAUUUGUAAUGAAUGUAUAAAAGUAAAAUUAAUUUUUAUCUAGAAACUAGUACAACCCAAUUCCAGUAUGAAUUUUUUUUUAUUUCAUUUUUUACUAUUUUGGAUACACGUAUGUUUUUUAUUUUUAUUUUUUUUUUUUUUUUAAUUGAGCAACUUCAUAUUUUCAUUUAAUUUUUAUAAGAAUCGCUUUCCGCUUAUAAUUAUAUUCAAAUUAAUUAUUGAAACAAAUUAUAAACCAUUUCUAUCUGUAUUUUCUGACAGACAAUGUAGUGUCAAUGUGAAUAAUUGAUAUUUAAAUAUAUUCAGUUUUGAUUUAUCAGCAAAUUUUGAGAUUUGUAAAAUGUGUGUAUAAAAGUCUUUGAAUUAGCUAAUAGCUUCGUUUAUUAAGCUCCUCGAAAUGAAUUUAACUUCUACUUUAUAUUUUCUUGCGCUCGAAAUGUGGGCAUACUCUGCAAAUCGAAUUGUAUUUACAAUGAUAAUGGCGAAACUUGAAAAGGUUCUUCGACAUCUUCGUGCGGAUUCUUGUAAGAUGUUUUUCAUAAACAUAACAUGAUUAGUAAUUUGUAGUAAAAACUGUAUUUCUGACUAGUAGCGUAAUCCUUAGAGUAAGAACAAAUUCGAGUAUCAACAUUUCAUCUAAAAACUACAGAGUAGUUUAAAAUUCAAUAAAAAAUUCAUAUGAAAUCGUACUAAGUAAAGAAUUUCAAGCAAAUAUGUAAAUUGGAUAAAUUUGAUAAGAUUUAUUGUAACUUUACGUCGCUUUGGUUAAGAAUAAUAUUGUAAACAUCAUUUUUUUAAGCGAAAUUAAAGAAUGUCUUACAAUUUUGUAAAAUUGUUUUUAUAUACACCAAUAAGAAAUCUCAAAUAUUAUA